Messenger RNA from Octodon degus (degu), 2259 nucleotides. RefSeq names its product keratin 6A (gene Krt6a). Gene Ontology annotation, biological process: keratinization; intermediate filament organization. Lineage: Eukaryota; Metazoa; Chordata; Mammalia; Rodentia; Octodontidae. Gene Ontology annotation, cellular component: keratin filament. Gene Ontology annotation, molecular function: structural constituent of skin epidermis. The coding region runs from base 70 to 1767 and encodes 565 amino acids. The transcript has 9 exons. The record is from RefSeq and is a predicted model, not a curated record.
CUUGCUCUUCUCUUCUCGCUUUGCCUCCAACCUGCAUCUUCUGCUCCAGCUUUCUCAGUCCCAGGAAACAUGUCUAGCAAAACCACUGUGAGGAGCCAAAGCAGCAGCCGCCGUGGCUUCAGUGCCAGCUCAGCCAGAGUCCCUGGGCUCAGCCGCUCCGGCUUCAGCAGUGCCUCUGUGUGCCGCUCCAGGGGCAGUGGCGGCAUUGGGGCAGCGUGUGGAGGAGCUGGCUUCGGCAGCAGGAGCCUCUAUGGCCUGGGAGGUUCCAAGAGGAUCUCCAUCGUAGGGGGCAGCUGUGCCACUGGUGGAGCAUAUGGCAGCAGAGUUGGAGGUGGCUUUGGCUUUGGAGGUGGACUCAGCAGUGGAUUUGGUUAUGGUGGUGGAGCUGGUGGCAGUUUUGGUCUUGGUGGUGGAGCUGGCUUUGGUGGUGGCUAUGGAGGCGCUGGCUUCCCCGUAUGCCCCCCUGGCGGCAUCCAAGAAGUCACCAUCAACCAAAGUCUCCUCACUCCUCUGAACCUGGAAAUCGACCCCACCAUCCAGCGUGUGAGAACUGAGGAGCGGGAGCAGAUCAAGACCCUCAACAACAAAUUCGCCUCCUUCAUCGACAAGGUGAGGUUCCUGGAACAACAGAACAAGGUCCUGGACACCAAGUGGGCCCUGCUGCAGGAACAGGGCACCAAGACAGUCAGGCAGAACCUGGAGCCCCUCUUUGAGCAGUAUAUCAGCAACCUCAGGAGGCAGCUGGACUCCAUCGUUGGAGAGAGAGGUCGCCUGGACACAGAGCUGAGGAGCAUGCAGGACACAGUUGAGGACUACAAGAACAAAUAUGAAGAUGAAAUCAACAAGCGCACAGCAGCAGAGAAUGAAUUUGUGACCUUGAAAAAGGACGUGGAUGCUGCUUACAUGAAUAAGACUGAGCUGCAAGCUAGAGCUGACAGCCUUAUCGAUGAGAUCAACUUCCUGAGAGUCUUAUAUGAUGCCGAACUGUCUCAGAUGCAAACCCACAUCUCAGACACUUCUGUGGUCCUGUCCAUGGACAACAACCGUAACCUGGACCUGGACAGCAUCAUUGCUGAGGUCAAAGCCCAAUACGAGGAGAUUGCCCAGAGGAGCCGGGCUGAGGCUGAGUCCUGGUACCAGACCAAGUAUGAGGAGCUGCAAGUCACUGCAGGCAGACAUGGGGAUGACCUGCGCAACACCAAGCAGGAGAUUGCUGAGAUCAACCGCAUGAUCCAGAGGCUGAGAUCUGAGAUUGACCAUGUCAAGAAGCAGUGUGCCAAUCUGCAGGCCGCCAUUGCUGAUGCCGAGCAACGUGGGGAGCUGGCACUCAAAGAUGCCAGGAACAAGCUGGAAGGACUGGAGGACGCCCUCCAGAAGGCCAAGCAGGACAUGGCCAGGCUGCUGAAGGAGUACCAGGAGCUCAUGAAUGUCAAACUGGCCUUGGAUGUAGAGAUUGCCACCUACAGGAAGCUGCUGGAAGGCGAAGAGUGCAGGCUGAAUGGUGAAGGUGUUGGACAAGUCAACAUCUCUGUGGUGCAGUCCACCGUCUCCAGCGGCUAUGGCAGUGGCAGCAACAUGGGCAGUGGCAUGGGCCUGGGAGGAGGCAGCGGCUACUCCUACAGCUCUGGCCACAACCUUGGAGGUGGUUUCAGUUCUGGCAGUGGCAGAGGCAUCAGCCUUGGGGGCGGCCUCAGCUCUGUUGGGGGCAGCUCGUCCUCCAUCAAGUACACCAGCUCCUCCUCCAGCAGGAAGAGCUACAAGCACUGAAGCCCUCUCAGCACCAGGCAGGUGCUUGGUCCCUCUGGCUACAGGGCUUCUUCUCAGGCCUUCGUCCUCUCCUGUCCUCCGUUCUUGAGUUACAGCUGAGCAUGGGCAUGUCCCUCAUUUUACUACUGGAUCCCUUCCUUGUUAGUUGCUGACCUUCAGAAUCUCAACUUGUGGUGCAACAUCCUGAUUUACUCACAUUUGUUUCUGCACUGUAUCGCUCAGUUAUCAAGGUCUUGCCUGUAUUCCACUGUCACUGAUGUUGCACACUGUGGAGAAUUAUCUACAACACUGCCACCACCAAAUUCCUUGUUUGGGACUUACCUCAGAACAGGGCAGAUACCCUUUCAUCUCAGUCAACCUACACAUGGGGUGAGACUCUUGUAGCAACCGUGGUAGCCCAGGACUUUCAGUGUACAGACCUAUACCCUUGUGAAGUCUUCAUUGCUCCUUGCUUUCUUAUGACUCCUAAAUAAAGCACAUUUAUAAUACAAU